AUGACUGAUGGUGCAGAGGCCAAUAUGGCCUCCACAGAGGAUAGUAAACUGGUGGAAGGGCAUCAGGCUAUGAAGCAGCCCAGCCUGAUUAAACAGCUUAGGUCCGUACUGGACCUCUAUCCUAAAGGACAAAUUCUAAAGGAGAUGAUCCAGAAUGCCGAGGAUGCUGGAGCAAGGGAGAUAAAGGUGUUGUAUGAAAACAGACAGUGUAACAAUGAAGCAGACUUGGCCAAGUUGAAGUAUGGACCACACCUAAAAGCACUGCAUGGUCCAGGUAUAUGUGUCUUCAAUGAUGCCAAGUUUACAGAGAAGGACUGGAAGGGAAUCCAAAUGAUUCAGUGUAGCAACAAGGAACAAGAUCGUCUCAAAGUUGGGCGCUAUGGACUGGGAUUCAAAUCUGUCUUUCAUGUUACAGAUUGGCUGUGUGUUGUAAGUGGUGAGUGGAUUCUUUUUAUCAAUCCUCAUGAGCAAAAAGAUGAAGUUUGUCUGCUGAAAAAAAUAACCAACUUGGACCAGAAAACAAAGGAGGUGGUUUUGUCACUAUUUGGAGAGACCUUUGAAUUUUCUGAAAUGUGUCUGCGAAAUGGGUACUAUAAUGGCACAUUGUUCUGGUUCCCACUGCGUCAACGUAAAUCUACAUUGUCAGAGGAAACCUAUACUGAACAAGAUGUAAUGGACCUGUUUAAAACGUUCACUGCUGAAGCCGAAAUAAGUCUUCUUUUUCUAAAGUCACUGGAAACAAUAUCUCUUUUUAAAAGAGUGAAUUCAAAUGUAGAGAAGUGUUUUGUAGCUCAGAUAGGGACACAGUUCUUACAGAAUAUCCGAGAGCAGCGGGAACAUUUUAAGUCAAGGCUUGAUGAAUUAAGAGACAAUUUGCCUUCAGAAUCCUGCCAUAGUACAUUGCACAUUUCAGUUGAAUGCACAGAACUAGAGUCCGGUGAACCUUCUCUGUCUACCUCUCAUGAGUGGCUGGUGGUAAAUUUGUACAAAGGAACAUCCAUGUCUGACCAGCUGAGACAUCUUUGUACUGACAGUGACCUCUCCUACUCGCCCUAUGUUGGGAUUGCCUACCCUCUGACAGACAUUGAUCAAAUCAAAGGACAUGUCUUUUGUUUCUUGCCAUUGCCUCUUACUUCAGAAAGUACUACUGGAUUGCCUGUACAUGUGAAUGGCUUCUUUGCUUUAACUCAAGAUCGUCGAGAAGUCAAGUGGGCUGCAGAUGGUGGAAAGCAAGACAAAUGGAAUGGAUGCCUUAUUUCAGAAGUGUUUCCAGAAGCCUAUAUUGUCCUGGUGGAGGAACUAAAGCAACUCUGCCAAAGACGAAACAAUCAUCCCGAUAUCAUCAAAUUAUUUUAUGGAUCAUUUCCUGAUCAUACAAAGGUUGUUGGUAUAUGGAAAUCUCUUUUGAAACCCUUCUAUCAUAAGCUGGUUCAAAAGAAGGUAUUUUUCAGUAAAGUCAGGGGAGGAACUUGGCUUCAUAAACAGGAUAUUAUUCUAGCUCUGUAUGAUGCAGACGUUAAACCUGAUAUCCAUCAGACCAUUUCAAAGACGUACAUAGACUACGAACAAAAUAUUGUUGAGCUGCCAGAUCACAUUGUGGAAAGAAGGAAAAAAAAAGGUUCAACAAGGGAUAACAAUCUGAGGGAGAUGACAGCAGAUACAUUUGUUGAACUUGUGAGAACUUGCUUUAGUAAGAACUUUCACUUUACUGCUGGUCGUCCAGUGGUUUUGCAAAAAUCAUCAACUACACUAGGAGAACAAUGGCUUAAAGACUUGUGGUCUUAUGCUAAGGAGCUUGAUGUGAACAUGCUGUCUUCAUUUGCAGACCUGCCUCUUGUACCUGACUACGGUGAUGAUAAAAUAACACUGCAUCCUUUGACAAACCAUUUCAUAGCAGAAUUUGUUCCUGGUUGUGACCCUCUUCCUGGUGAGAUAUCCCAGUGUAUGCAAAAACUAGGUGUUGUUGUUUUGCCACACGUACCUGAUUAUAUUCAACCACUGCUGCCUAUUGGUAGUAUCAUUCAGUUUCCCAAUCCACAGGGGGUCAUUAAGAUACUGGCUGGUGAUAUCUCACAGGAAAAGAUAGAACAUUUCAACAACACAGCAGAUGAUUCUUUGAAGGAAAGGUUUGUAGAUUAUGUAGUUACAUGCAAGGAGAUACUUCCAAAUGCAAAACAAACACUCAAGUAUUUGAAGUUGUUUAAAACUACAUCAUCACCAGAAAGAAAUAUGGCCAUAGCUGAAUUGAACCAAAUAGCAUCUGAUGAAACAAUCAACGUUACAUACCCAUCAGAAUAUUUAUGUGGGCAAUCGACAACAUCACGUGACUUGGCUUUACGACUAGGUGCAAAAGAGGUGUCCAUACACAUGAUUAUUUCCAAAGUACUAGACAUUAUGUCCAGCAGUAACAGAAAACUGUACAAUGAAAACAAUAUUCAAGAGUUUAUGAAGUUUAUUUUGGAUAAUAAUAACUUGUAUCUCAAGGAUACAAAAGUGAGGCAAAAGGCAAUGCAGGUUAAGUUUUUACCUUCAAGAAGCGGUGGCAAAUUACGAAGGGCUAAAGCAUUGUUUGAUCCAAGAAGUUCAUUUCUGCAGGAUCUCUUUUAUGGUGAGGACAAAUUUCCAAAUGAAAACUUCUGCCAGUCCAGUACACUAAAUGUGUUACAACAGCUUGGACUGAAAAACGACAAAGAUGUUACUUUGCAAGAUCUCUGUAAAUCAGCCUCAACAUCUGAACAUUUGCUUACUGAAAACCAUGAACCACAAAAGUUGAGAGAAAAGGGUAGAGCAAUGUUGAAAGAUUUGGAGACAUAUAGCAACCUGGAUAACACACUUUUGUCAAGGCAAUGGAUGCCAGUCCUGACGAACCGACCUUCAACAUAUCCUGACAAUCUUCCCUUUGCUGGAACAGGUCAGAGUUUUAUUGGCAAACCAAAGGAACUGUAUAAAUUAAAUGAUCUACCCUUAAUAGGUUCUAUAAGAUUGGUUACCACAGAAAACCUAUCCAACAAGAUGGCUACUUUAGUACAAAGUCCACCUGAAGAAUUGGUUCUGGAACAUUUAAAGAAUGUGACAGAUAUGUAUACUGCAGAUGAACAUCAGACAUACAUGUCACUAGUUACUGAAAUCUACAAAUAUCUUAAUAAACAUGCUGUUUCCAAAAAAGGGAUUAUCAAGUUGGCAACCAUGAAAGCAGUGUGGGCUGGAGAAGAUGCAGAAUUUGUCCAAGCAGAAAAAGUCUGGACAAACCAUUUGCUUUCAGAUAUUGAUCUAAGUCCAUACCGAUAUGCCUUACCAAAAUCUUUAAAAGGCUUUAAUGAUAUAUUUCAGAGUAUUGGUGCAUCAGAGAAACAAACGUCCACAGUUUUAAUGGCUGUUUUGCAUGAAAUUCAGCAAGAACAUGAAAGCCAUACCACUAGAAUGAGUGUGCCAAAUGACUUUUCACUGGUUAUGAAGGUGCUGGAUGUCCUCAAAAAAGAUGAAUCUGUUGAUAAGAAAAAAAUCCUUAUUCCAGUACAAAAUCGUGAAGGAUGUCUAUUAUUAAAAAAUGCUGAGGACUGCAUAUUCUGUGAAUCAUAUCACAAUACGUAUGAGGAGGAAGACUGGGACAUUGAUGAUGUUAAUUUAGCUAAUAUUUCUUCAGACCUAGCUAAAGACCUUGGUGUUCGUGUCUUGAAAAAUCCACUGAUGGAUGCUACAGAAGAAAUUGAUAUGAAUUUUGGCCAAAAAGAACCUUUGACCAGAAGGCUGAGAAACCUGUUACAUGAAUACACUGAUGGUUUUUCCGUUCCAAAAGAAAUAAUACAGAAUGCAGAUGAUGCAGGGGCCAGUGAAGUGAACUUUCUUUAUGAUGAAAGAGAAAAUUUAGAUGCAAGAACCAACCUCCUGAAUAAGGGAAUGGCUUCUAUACAAGGACCAGCAUUAUGGGCACAAAAUAAUGCCCAGUUUUCAAAUGAUGACUUUGACAACAUCACUAAACUUAGUGGAGAAACUAAAAAGGGUGAUUCUACAAAAAUUGGACGAUUUGGUUUGGGUUUCAAUGCUGUUUACAAUUUGACUGAUGUGCCAAGUUUCAUUAGUGGAAAUAACAUUGUCAUAUUUGAUCCCCAUGAGAGUUAUCUUGGUAAUCCAGGCAUGAAGGCAAAUCUCACAAUACAAAAAAAUAAAUCGAUGCUUCGUAAAAUGAAGGAUCAAUUCAAACCAUUUGAGGGUGUUUUUGGUUGCAAUGUUGUUUCAUCUACAGGAUACUCUGGUACAUUGUUUCGGUUUCCUCUUCGAACAGAAGAACAAGCAGAACAAAGCCAAAUCAGUGAUUUGUACUAUUCUCCAUCAGAAAUGAAACAAUUCCUCAGUGUCUUUGUAUCUGGUGCUGGAAACCUACUGCUCUUUUGUCAAAAUGUCAAAACUGUCAGAAUGUAUUAUUUGCCAAAAGACGAAUCUGAUGCUUCAAAGGCAACUCUUCUUGUAGAAGUAAAGAAAAGUGUAGAACACAUCAAUACUCACCUCUCUGUUUCAGUCCUGAAGUUUUUUUCAGAUGUCUGGGAAAAUAAAUGCACUCAGAAACCCAUAAGCACCAGUGAUGUUGUUUAUGAAAAUAUCAAGAUAUCUCUAUUUGUAUUUGAUUUAGCCCAAGACGUGUGUGGUAUUGCUCCAACAGUUAGUGAGAUUGAGUGGAUUGUUGCCUGGAUACUUGGAUGUAAGGAAUCGGCACAAAUGGUAAAGAGGAACAAAAUGAAAGGACUUUUGCCAAUUGCAGCUGCAGCUGUACCCUUUUGUGAAAAGCAAGGUCAGACCUUUUUACUUCCUUUGACAAACUGUCCUGAGGGAUUUUACAAGGAAGGUCAUCUGUUUUGUUUUUUACCUUUACCAAUUAGGAUUUCUUUGCCACUGCACAUAAAUGCUGCAUUUGCUUUGACACAUGAUAGAAAACAACUUUGUUCCAAAUCUGAAGAUGAAAAAUAUGUUUCAAAUGAAGCAGAGUGGAAUGAAGUACUUCAGUUAGAUGCAGUGACAUCAGCUGUGAUCAAAAUUCUGGAAGGUUUGAAAAGGAUAGAUAAUGUAGAUGCUGAUCAAUUCUACAAGUUAUGGCCAAGAAAUGAAAUGCUAAACGGGCCACAUUUCAAAAGAUUCCAUGAACUUAUUAUAAACGAAAAUCCCGCAAUUCUUCUAUACAGUGGCAAAUGGACAUCUUUCAAGAAUGUUUUGGUUUUAGACCCACAGUUGCGCUUUGCAGAUGAUGUUGGUCAGAUUGCUUUCAAUGCAUUUGAACACUUCUACAAUGGAGCAAUGACUGUUAUUGAUGUUCCUAAAGAAAUCAUUGAAAGUUUUACUGUUGCUGGUUUUGCCAAUCAAUUUAAGUCACACACUUUGAGCAUGGAUGCAUUUUAUGAAGAUUUCUUCUUUCCCAAUGUAAGUGACAGUUAUUGGCAUAUUGAGAACAGAAAUAUCUUGGUAAUUUUUGCAUUACAACACGGCAGUGCAAAAAUUAAAAACAUUCUCAAACAGACUCUGUGCAUACCAACAAGACCUUCAGGAACACUCAGACAGCCAAAAGAUCUGGUUCACCCAUAUGGAAAGACAGCAUGCCUGUUUAAUGAUUCUGAUGAAGUUUUUCCAUUGGUGUUAGAACAAGACAAUGACCAAAUUGGAUUUUGCUCUACAGACGUUCUUGCAGAACUUGUUGCUCUUGGUAUGCAAAAUGAAGAAUUGCAAUGGAGUGUUGUAUUUCAAAGGAUUCAAUCCAUAAGAACAUUAACACAUGGGAAAGGCAAUGAGGAGACAAUUGGUCGAUGCAAAAAUAUGUUGUAUUACCUUGGAGAAAAUCAAGCACAGAAAGGCUCCUUAAUUGCAGUGAACCGUUUUAAAAACUGCCCUGAUACAAUCAGAUUAAAAUUAAAACAUGAAUGGUUUCUGCCUAUCCUACAAAAGCCACAGGACUGGCCAAUGGCGUGGGCUGAGAGUGAUAACAAAGACAUGUUAGGAUAUCCCGAGUCAAUGUGUUUUGAAGAGUGUAAAUUGAUUGCUGGUUCUAACAAACUUAUCUUGGAUGCAACAUGGUUAGAACCGAGUUCAAAUAGACAUGUUCUCGAGUGGUUUGGUGUCCAACCCAAGGGAGCCAUUCCAGUGUCUGACAUUGCUGAGCAUCUGUUGACAACAUCCUUAACACAAGUCGAUACACUCACCACAGCUCAGUACAACAAGUUGACAGCCAUAUGCUCAGCUAUAUAUUUCCAUCUUAACAAUGUCUGUUCUUUGGAGAACAAAAGUGGAAAGGAUAUCAUAUUGGAAAAGUUACAUAAUAGACCAGUCAUCCUGCAGGGUAAAACAUUUGUCAGUCCUGAACAAUUGGCAUUUAAGCUGGAUUAUGUCUUGGAGCCUUAUUUAUACAAAGUCGAUAAAAGUGCUGAAAGACAGUAUAAGCAAUUUUUUCAGACAAUUGGUGUCAGAAAUUCUUUUCAGCCAAUAGAUGCUGCAAAUAUUAUGAAGAAGAUAGCAGAAGAAUGUGGAAGGAAUGCAUUAUCUGAACCACAGUUGCACUGUUUUUCUCAGUCAGCUUCUCUUUUGGUCUACUUAACAAAGAAAAAUGAACCUGGCUAUGUCACAAGUGAAUUUAAACCAUUAUAUCUGCCUGAUAAAAGGGGUGUUUUACAGCCAGUGUCUGAACUAUGCUUAGAUGAUUGCAAAUGGAUUGAUGAAAAGAAUUCUAUGAAGUUUUUACAUCAUAACAUGCCAUUGGAAGUUGCAGUAGCCUUUGGAGUUAAAACAAAACGACAGGAAGAUGUAAGGUCUCAUGCUGUGCUGUUUGGGGUUCAGUCUUUUGGUCAGCAUGAGACACUCACUAACAGGCUGAAACGAAUACUGGAAGGGUAUCCAUGUGACUCGUCUCUAAUGAAGGAACUCCUGCAAAAUGCAGAUGAUGCUGGUGCAUCAGAACUGAUGUUUAUUAAAGACUUCAGAACCCAUUCUACUGACAGAAUAUUUGAUGAUAGAUGGAAGCCACUGCAAGGGCCUGCUUUGUGUGUUUAUAACAACAGCUACUUUACACAGAAAGAUUUGAAUGGAAUACAGGAUUUGGGUAUGGGCAGCAAAGCAGGUGAUCCACUUAAAACAGGUCAGUAUGGAGUUGGAUUUAAUGCAGUGUACCAUCUGACAGAUGUUCCUACUUUUCUGACUGUUGGCCCACAAACUGAGGAAACACUUUGUGUCCUUGACCCAAACUGUCUAUAUACGCCCACUGCUGAGCCAGGUGUACCAGGAGCAAGAUUUAAUAACAUACCAGAACUACGCAAUUCAUAUAAAGAUGUAUUUUCUUGUUUUCUUGAUAGUAACAUUCAGCUGUUUCCACAAGGUACAUUGUUUCGAUUCCCCCUUCGUACGGCAGAAAUGGCCAGCAGUUCAUCUAUUUCAAAGCAAGAAAUAUCUACAAAGAAGAUUGAAGAAUUACUAGACUCAUUUAUGGUGGAUAUGGCUGAAUCACUCCUUUUUCUUCAUAAUAUAAGAAAGAUUACUGUAGCAUCCAUAAAUAGAAAUGGAGACAUUCACCAUGAACAUGUUGUUGAAGCAUCUGUUAGUAAUGAAGAUACGCAAAAACAACACAUGUUUUUUAACAAUCUGAGUGAGAAAGUUAAGAAGGCAAGAGCUGAGAACAAGGAACUGAUGUUUUUCAAUCAGGACCAGAUUUCUGUCAAUCUUAAAAUAAAACACUCUCGUGAAGAAGUCGAAGAAGAAUGGUUGGUUGUUCAUCAGUUUGGAUUUUCUACAAAUUGUGAUUUGCCAGAGGAAAUAGAUUCUGCCUGGAAAAGAGGGGACAUCAAGUUGUUACCCCGAGGUGGAGUUGCAGCACGUCUUGAUGAAUCACAAGCAAAAUGUAACAAGAAAGCAUUCUGUAUGCUCCCUCUGCCAAUAGAAACAGGCUUACCAGUUCACGUCAAUGGACAUUUUGCAUUGGACCAUGAAGCCAGGAGAAAUAUAUGGCAUGACAAAAGUGAUAUCCGAUCCUUAUGGAACAAGCAUAUGGUGAAAGCACUUAUUAUACCAGCAUAUCUUGCAGCUAUACAGCAUAUGCAGACCAUGUUUCCAAAUCCCCCAAACCCAGAGAGUGUUCAGCAGUUCAUCAGUAAAUACAACACAUUCUUUCCGGACAGCAAGAGAACCACUGAUGAUUUCUGGAAAUUGAUGGUAUUUGCUUUUUAUACAAACAUUCUUCAAGACUGCCUUACUCUUUUUCCAGUAGGCAAUACUGACAACGAUAACUAUGUUUUAAGCUGGGUGGCUGUGUUUGUUCAUAAGGGAUUUCCAGGGUUUUUUAACAACUUAGAAUCACACUUUGGAAACAACAAGCACGGUGUUGAAGGUCCAGGUGUCUCUGGAUCCCUUGGACAUGUUGGCAUGUAUAGUAAAUCCAAUACAGUGUCUAAAGAUUUAGGUGAUGCCAGUCACAAAAGACCACAGGCAAAAGCUACAAAACUGGCUGGUUUGCUGAAAAGAACUGGAAUGAAAGUCAUUGAAGCACCCAUGUGGAUUUAUGAAAAUUUCGGAGCUGCUGGCCUGGGUGACCAUGUCCAGUGUGUAAAUCCAGCAAAUGUCAUUACCUUCUUGCAGUCAUGCAGUCGAAAAGAGGAAGCAGACAGAUGCUUUGUUGGUGAACUACCCCAGAAAGUUGAUUGCUCUCCCUUCAAAAAAGACAAACAUUUUAAAUCUCAAAUAGUUGGUCUUCCACUGUGUUUGACAAACUCUGGUCACCUGAAUAUUUUCAACAGUGAAAAUCCAAUUCUUGUAACUACAUUCACAGAACUUAUAGGAGGGUCACCAGACAGGUGCCUUCAUAGGGACAUUGCACAAUUGUUUGUAAACUUCACACAGUGCCCAGCCUUGAAACAAAUGAAUAUCAAUGAUCUUUCAAUGUUACUAGGUGAAACUAUUAACCCAGUGAUAUUUAAAUGUGUUUCACCUGUUGAAUGGAACCCCAAACUUGAAAAUCACCCUACUGAAGUAUGGGUCAAUAAGCUAUGGGAAUUCCUUUCAAUUGAACUGCAGAAAGAGUUCACUGAAGGUCAUUUGUCAGUUUCAAGCUUUGGAACAUUAAAACAAUGGAACCUAUUGCCUAGUACAUUGACAAAAGAGGAGAAGGACAUGGCCAAUAGCACAUAUAUUAACCAGCUGCACCCUAUUGAGAAAGCUGAAUGUGUUAUAAAUCUCCAGAACUUGACAAACAGAAAGCUGGAUAAGGCUCUGAAGACUCUUGGUUUGCCUUGUUUUAAUUCAUCUCCAUUUCAAUUUAAUAUGGCCGAAUUUGCUUCAUCAAUUACUGCAAAGCCUCAAAAUGCAUUCAGUAUGCUUGUUGCUUUGUCAAGCCAUACAUAUAGCAAUAUGAUGGUAACUGUGGACAUUGGCUCUACUUUGUUAGAAUACUUUUCCAACAACUUGGAUGAUCUAAAAUCUAACAAACUACAGGUGAUCAAAAUGCUGAAAUCUUUGCCGUUCUUCGCCAAGCUCACAAACACAACCAUGUCUCUGGCAGAGAGCAGUAAUUCAGUAUUCAUAAGAGACAAUUAUCCACAUAUUCCUGGGGAUGGACUGGACGUGUGGUGUUUAAAUAAACAAAUGAACAUUUUCCAGUUCAGAAGUAGUCUAAAAGACCUGUACACAUUCCUGAACAUUGAUGAACUUUCUCCAGAAUGUUUUUAUAGCAAACAUCUGCUACCACAUUUUUGCUUUCUACCACGAGAAGCAAAGGCAGUUCACUUGAAGCACAUUAAAGACAAGCUAUUGCCUGCAAAAGCACGGACUCUAGACCAACGUCGUCUGAUAGGUGCACUGAAGACAUUACCUUUUAUUGAGAUGGCAGAUGGUAAGCUUUCCAAAGCAAAUGCAUUCUUCAGCAACAAAGAGAUAGUAUUCAAGAAAAUGUGUCCACCAGAAGCAUUUCCUCCUGCACCGUAUGGUGAUUGAUGAGUGGCAUGACUUUCUUGUAUAUGCCGGCAUGGUAGAGACAGUUUCUGUUGAACGUUUUGUUUGUUUUGCAAAAAAGGUUGAAACCUUGGCUAGAGAUGGAAUAACAAAAGAUGUCAAAGAGAAGUCUGAAAUACUUGUUGAAAAUUUAUUCAGACCA
This is a messenger RNA of Gigantopelta aegis, 10111 nucleotides long. RefSeq names its product sacsin-like. Bases 1 to 9951 code for a protein of 3316 amino acids. The transcript has 7 exons. The record is from RefSeq and is a predicted model, not a curated record. Gene Ontology annotation, molecular function: Hsp70 protein binding. Lineage: Eukaryota; Metazoa; Mollusca; Gastropoda; Neomphalida; Peltospiridae.